Maudiozyma saulgeensis is the source of this 546-nucleotide messenger RNA. Lineage: Eukaryota; Fungi; Ascomycota; Saccharomycetes; Saccharomycetales; Saccharomycetaceae. The record is from the annotation of a GenBank genome assembly.
AUGGGUAAUUCUAUAUCGAAGACGCUGGGUAAGCUAUUUGGCUCCCGUGAAAUGAAGAUUCUUAUGUUAGGGUUAGACAAUGCAGGUAAGACUACUAUAUUAUACAAAUUAAAAUUGAAUAAAAUAAAGACGUCAACUCCAACAGUUGGGUUCAAUGUAGAGACGGUGUCUUAUAAGAAUGUUAAAUUCAAUAUGUGGGAUGUUGGAGGGCAAGAAAGAUUAAGACCUCUAUGGAGACAUUAUUUCCCAGCUACUACGGCAUUAAUCUUUGUCAUUGAUUCCAGCGAUACCGAAAGAUUGAAUGAGGCUAAAGAGGAAUUGUAUAGUAUUAUUAGUGAGAAAGAAAUGGAGAAUGUAGUACUUUUAGUUUGGGCUAAUAAACAAGAUUUGAAAAAUGCAAUGAAACCACAAGAAAUUUCAGAUUUCUUACAAUUAAGUGAAAACUUGAAGAACCAAUUGUGGUGUGUUAUUGGUAGUAAUGCACUUUCUGGUCAAGGUUUAUUGGAAGGUUUAUCCUGGAUUUCCAAUAAUACGUCCAAGAAAUAA